AUGAAUCUUGAGUCGCGCCUUCUUGACGGUAAACCAUGUGGGUAUUGCAGUAGCUCGGAUGAAGAGGAAGACGAUUUCAAGGUUGUUAAGGAUGAAGACGAGCAUCAGGCGAAUGUUAUGAAACAAUUUGGGCCGAGCUCGAAUACGGGGGCGAAAGGCGUUUUGAACGAUUUCAAGCAAUUUCGUGAACAAGCGAAACAAGCGAUUGAGCGCAAAAAUUUGAUGUUCAUUGAGCAGGCGAAACGCGGAAUGAUGAUGGGCUCGCGUGAGGAACGCGAGAAGGCGCAGAAGAAUGCCGAAUUGGAAGACGAGAUGAGAAUUGACGAUAUUCGAGCGAAACGGCUACGCGAAUUGCGAAAAGUGGCGGCGAAUCGUUUGAUUGAAAUCACAACGCGGGAUCAAUAUUCUGAUGCUGUUGAUGGAAGCACAUCCUACUUGCUUGCGGUUUUAAUCUAUGAGCCGGAAAAUGAAGAUUGCGCCAAAUUGAGCUAUCUGUGCAAAAUUCUCGCCGCUGAUUAUCCAAAAACGAAGUUCAUCCGAGCCACAUCGACACUUUUGGGUAUGAGCUCAUCAUUUAAGGAGAAUGGAGUUCCAGCCUUGCAGUUUUAUCUGAAUGGCAACUUGAUUGGAAACUUUAUCAAAAUCACAUCGGUCAUUGGAAAUGAUGUCGAUGUGGAGAAGCUUCAAACAUUUAUAAAAAGAAACCAUAUCGACAUGGUCAAUGGAGGGUUUUUAUCGGAUUCUGAAGAUGACGAUGAAUGCGACUAA
Messenger RNA from Caenorhabditis bovis, 768 nucleotides. The record is from the annotation of a GenBank genome assembly. NCBI's taxonomy places the organism in Eukaryota, Metazoa, Nematoda, Chromadorea, Rhabditida, Rhabditidae.